Molecule: messenger RNA, 2082 nt
Organism: Lycium barbarum (goji berry)
Lineage: Eukaryota; Viridiplantae; Streptophyta; Magnoliopsida; Solanales; Solanaceae
Exons: 2
Coding region: 373-1146 (257 amino acids)
Molecular function (GO): zinc ion binding
Source: RefSeq, a predicted model, not a curated record
GAGGGUCUCUUCUGAACCACAGGAAAAAAAACAACUGUACAUAGUCUUUUCCCCUUUUACAUCUCCUUCUAAUUUUCACCUCUGCUUCAAACUGACAUUUCUUACUUCUACAUAACACACAUUGCAAAUUAGCAAUUCAAUUUGAGAAAAAAAUAAUAAUAAUCAAGAACAAGAGAAAAAGAAAGAAAAGAAAUGAAAAAGCACCAACUCUCAACAUUAGUGAAAUAAAGUCCUUUUCUUUCUUGUCCCCACUUGGCCAUUUCUCUCACGCUUCAAAUCAUGUAGUUUUCAUAAACCCCUUUAAAUGCUUUCAAGUACUUUCCCCUUUUUCCUCAAUCUUUAAGCUGAAAAACAAAUUUUUCUGCUAAAAAAAUGUCAACUUUAGACACUGUUAACACUGACACAGAAGCAAAUGUUAAUGUUGGUGGUGAUAAUGCUGAGCUCCGCCGUCAUCGCCGCCGUCAACGCCGCCGUCGCCGUCGCCGGAGACCAUCCAUUGCCGGUAGCAGUGAGACAACUACUGAUGGGAGUUUCCGGUUUUCGGAUUCCGAUUCUGAUCAGUCUUGGCACUCAGUGGCAGGUGGUGGGUCCUACCGUUAUGAAGAAUGUGGGUCCUCUACGAGGAGGUCUGAGGGUAAUUUGGUCAAAAAAAGAGGGACUUGUGAGUUGCCUGAUGAUGAUGAAGAGAUUGAUUUGGAAUGUGGUGAAUUGGAGUUGAAGGUGCAUAAUAGUAAUAAGAAAGAAGACAAGAGUUGUAGGAUUUGUCAUUUGAGUUUGUUGAAAUGUGGUGGUAUUGGUGAUGAUGACCAAUUAUUAGAGCCUUCUGGUGGAAUGGCUAUUGAAUUGGGCUGUUCUUGUAAAGGUGAUUUGGCUGCUGCUCAUAAGCAGUGUGCUGAAACUUGGUUCAAAAUUAAGGGAAACACGAUUUGUGAAAUCUGUGGUGCAACGGCGAUAAACAUUAUUGGAGGGCAGGCAAGUGAAGCCAGCAAUGCUACAAUAACCACAAUUGGAGCACCGAGUGCACCUGUAGUCCUUUCUGAAACCCGAAGAUUCUGGCAUGGACGCCGCGUCAUGAAUUUCCUGCUUGCAUGCAUGAUUUUUGCCUUUGUCAUUUCUUGGCUAUUUCACUUCAAAAUCUUCCCCUGAAUCUUGUUUAAGAUAGUCCUGGCAGGACUUGUUUUGAGUGACAUCAUUAAGUACUCAACCCUGGGCAAUUUAUGAUGUAGAGUUAUAUUUGGGCUGAGGAAUUUUCAGCUAUUAUUUGAAUUGCGGAGUAAUAGAUUUAUAUCCAAGGUAAAGUAGCAUUUAUACAGGUCAUGCACUUCUCAAGAGUGUUCAUCUGCAAUGCUUAUUUGGGAAAAUGACUUGUAACUGGGAAUGCAAGAGACGAAGACAACCAGUGACUUAUUUGUUCAUGAAUCAUCAUCAGGAGAGAAUUCUUCCCAGCUAGGAGCGAAUUAUCCUCCAUAUCCAUGUUUAUAUCUUCUAUGUAUCCAUGUUCCAAAUUAAGCGUUAUUGCUCUUUUUGUACAAAUAUCUCAUAUUGCUUAGUUGUUUGACUAUGUUUUCGUGCUCUAAGUGUGUUCCAGUCAACACCCUUUCUUCUGAUAUAUAUCGCCUGUGUCCCCUUGUAAAUGAUCCGCAUCUCAAAAACUGCCAACCAUUUGUUGAGUGUUGUUUUAUAUUUGAUCAGACUGUAAAACGACAUUGUGGAUUUUAGUCAACUUUUGAAAGUUCUGAACUACCGAUACUUUAUAUGCUAUUAUGGAUUUGAAAACCUUCGAAAAUCCAUCAAGAGCUUAAGGAGCCUCAAGAGAUCCAUUGAAGAUCUGAAGGUCCACAAUGUGGCUAUCAUGGAUUUGGAAAACAAGAGAAAUUUGGGUGAGGUUAUUUCUUAUUGCAACUGUAACAAUCCGGUAAUUGUUAGUUUUAAUUAACCCCUAGUAGAAAUAGCUUUUGUCUGUCUUCAGUUGAGGUAGAUUGUUUUGGAUGAAUAUUGUUCUCUUUGAGAGAUUGAAGGUGGAAAUCCAGUCCAUACUUGUUGAUAAGCAUGUUGAAUAUAAGGAUUUUCUUGCUGCCUAAA